AUGGGGAUCUUCAGAUCCGAGCGAAUGAGGUUAGGCACCCUGGUGCUGCCUCAGGAGGGGGCGAGGGAUUUCAUCACCGCCAUCGGAACCGCCGUAAAAGUGCAAAUUCAAGACAUGAACGGCCACAGCCUGUGCCGGGGGUACCGCCGGCAGCUGCAGCGGCUGGAAGAGCUGGAGAGGAUGCUGCGUUAUUUGAAAGAGAAAAUAGAAGAAAUAUCUGGACUUUCUCAUGACUUGGACAGAGCAGCAGACGCAGCAGCAGCAGCAGCAGCAGCAGCAGUCCACAGCAGCGCCGCUGCAGCAGACCCCCGCGACGUCGAGGCCGGCGGCGGACCCGCAGCAGCAGCAGCAGCAGCAGCAGCAGCAGCAGCAGCCAAGCCCCAGGUGUAUGUACUCGACAAAGUAGAAGACAUGCUCAAUAAGGUGUACGGACAGUUCCUCAGAUUUGCCCAAAACAAUGAAGACCUCAAGAGGGAGAAAAUCGCCGCUGAAGAGGAGCUGGCGGUGGUUUCAUUUGCUGCCUCACAGCUGAGGUCUUCGCUUCGUUCCCCGUGGCGACUUGAUCCCGGGUCAGCAGCAGCAGCAGCUGCAGCAGCAGCAGCAGCUGCUGCUGAGGAUGUUGAAAUAGCAGCUACUAGCGCCUGCAGCAGCAGCAACACGCUGCAGCAGCAGCAGCAGCAGCAGCAGCAAACCAACACUCCCAGAGCAGUCGCAGCUGACUCCCACGCGCGCUCGUCUUCAGCGCGCCGCCGGCGGCCGACGCAGCUGAGCAGCAGCAGCAGCAGCAGCAGCAGCUUGCAGACGGAGCUGCAGCAGCAGGAGCAGCAGCAAAACUUUCCCUACUCUGCUUCCAGGCGCCUUUUGGGCACUGGGGGUUUUCCUUUAGAAAACGCAGACAUCAGCAACUUGGUCUUUUCUUCUGUCGCGGGAAUCAUCUUUGCAAAAGACCAGGAGCGGUUUGCACGGGCCAUGUUUCGCUCGACGCGUGGGAAUGCAUUUACACAUUUCAAAAGAUUAGAUGAGGAAGAACUUGCGACCCACCCGAAUUCGUCGGAGCCCAAGUCUUUAUUCGUAACUUAUUUCCAGGGUGCAGCAACUGGGUCUGCCUUUAUGGAGAAGGUGAAGUGCGUGUGUUCGGCGAUGGGGGCGCGCACGUACGCGUGGCCGCACAGCGGCGAAGAGGCGCAGCAGCGGCAGCUGCAGCUGCAGCAGUUGCUGCGGGACAAAGCAGCAGCAGCAGCAGCAUAUGAGCAGUACUUUUUGAACGAAGUAGGAGUGUUUUUGGAGUCCGUGCCUGCGGUAAACCUGCCGCUGGUUCCUGCUGCUGCUGCAGCAGCAGCAGCAGCAGCGGCGGCGCCCGGCGACCGCAGCGCAGCAGCAGCAGCAGCAGCAGCAGCAGCAGCAGGCCUCCGCCGCCGCCCCCUCAUCACCGAGCUGCAGCGCUUCGUCUUUAGAGAACGAGCUGUAUAUACAACUCUCAAUCUUUUUGCUUUUUCUGAUGCAACUCUUCAAGCAGAUUGUUGGUUUCCAGAAAGCCACGAGGCCGCCUUUCGACAGACCCUCGCGCAAGUCGCGGCCGAAAAGAGCACUUCGGCGUUUUUGCUGGUGCACGGGGGCUGCGUGGUUUCGGCUCCGACAUAUUUUCGAGUUUGCAGCUUCAUGAGUCCUUUUCAAAACUUAGUUGAAACUUACGGAGUUGCAAACUACAGAGAGUUAAAUGCUGCAGUGUUUGCUGCUGCUGUUUUUCCCUUUCUCUUUGGAAUUAUGUUUGGAGACGUGGGCCACGGGCUGCUGCUGCUGGCCCUUGCUGCUGCACUUUGCUGCUGCAGCAGCAGCAGCAGCAAAGUCUUCACCGACGAACUCCUGCGCCUCCUCUUCGACGCCCGCCACCUUUUGCUGCUAAUGGCUUUACACUCCAUCUUCGCCGGCUGUAUGUACAACGAAGUCUUUAGCAUGGGUCUAAAUCUCUUUAAUUCCCGUUGGUACCAUUUGGGGGCCCCCCCUGGGGGCCCCCCUGGGAGCCCCUUGGGGGGCCCCCCCGGGGGCCCCCACGAGGGCCCCUUGGGGGCCCCCCAGGAGGGUCACCCGGGGGGUCACCUGGGGGGCCCCGUGGAGGGCCACCUGGGGGCCCCCUUAGGGGGAUCCCCUGGGGGCCCCCCGGGGGUUCCCCCGGGGCCCCUUUUCCAGUCAAGAGAGGGGCCCUAUCCGUUUGGGGUUGAUCCUGCGUGGAGAGGAGCUUCGAAUGAACUGCUGUUUCUAAAUUCACUCAAGAUGAAGUUUGCUGUUAUCGUGGGGUUUCUGCACAUGUGUCUGGGGCUGUUUCUGGCGGUGCUGAACUGCGUGGAGUUUCGGGACUGGCGGAAUUUGCUGCUGGUGGUUUUGCCGCAGUUUUUGUUUUUUGUUUGCCUUGUGGGGUUUUUGUGUUUUUUAAUUGUUUUAAAAUGGAUAGCUCCUUCGCAACUUUACAACAAACCCUCCCUCAUUGCAGUCCUCAUUGACUUCCUCCUCGCAGCAAACCCUAGCAGCAGCAGCGAGCUCAAACUCUUCGACCAACAGCCCCAAGUUGAACGCGUGCUGCGUCUGGUGAUGCUGCUAUGCCUCCCUGUGAUGUUUUUGGGGAAGCCGCUGUUUGAGGUGUACGUACGGCGGAAGAAAAGACCGCCUCCAGGAUUUCAGUCUUUGAAUAGUUUGGAGUCGAGUUCGAUUCAACUACAGCCGCUGCAGCAGCAGCCGCUGCAGCAGCAGCAGCAGCAGCAGCAGGUGGAGCUGGGCUGCGCUGCAGCGGCGCAGCGGGAGCUGGAGCUGCCGGGGUCGUUCUCGGGAACGCGGGCUCGUGGGCGCGUGGGACUUGGUGCAGCAGCAGCAGCAGCAGCGCCGCCCCCCCCCGCAGCAGCAGCAGCAGCAGCAGCAGAGGAUGAGCUGGCGCAGCUGUGGCUGCACACUUUGGUGGAAGCUAUUGAGUUCGUGCUCGGCACUGUCAGCAACACAGCUUCUUACUUAAGGCUCUGGGCCCUUUCUCUCGCCCACCAGCAGCUCGCCCUCGUCUUCUUCGACAAGACUGUGGGCGCGGCUUUUCUCCCGGGCCAAACCGUCACGCAAAUGGCCUUCAAGGUCCGCAGUUAG
Messenger RNA from Eimeria tenella, 3123 nucleotides. Its product is annotated as vacuolar proton-translocating ATPase subunit, putative. Gene Ontology annotation, cellular component: proton-transporting V-type ATPase, V0 domain; vacuolar proton-transporting V-type ATPase complex. The transcript has 13 exons. Bases 1 to 3123 code for a protein of 1040 amino acids. Gene Ontology annotation, biological process: proton transmembrane transport; vacuolar acidification. The record is from RefSeq and is a predicted model, not a curated record. Gene Ontology annotation, molecular function: ATPase binding; proton-transporting ATPase activity, rotational mechanism. Lineage: Eukaryota; Apicomplexa; Conoidasida; Eucoccidiorida; Eimeriidae.